AUGUUUCAUUCACAUUUUAUGUCUUAGACAUUUUAAAUCUGCUUUAAUUUUGCCUUUUCGUCAGAGUAAUCCUGAGCAGCAGCUCCAACCUUCGCUUCGCUCAGUGGGCUGAGUUUGUUGGCUGGGAGCCACGCCUGGCAUCGAAGAUCCCGUUAAAAAGCUCGACUCAAACUGUUUGUUUUCUCUCCAGGGUUCUGACCGGGAAGACGUCCGUCUCUUUGUGUCUCUUUUCAUUCGUUCCUCAGCUCAAAUGGAGAUGAACAAUGGUGCAAUCAAGGAGAUGGACGUGGAUCACAUAGAUGAAGACCCCGGUGAACUGGACCUGGAGGCGGCGCUGGAGGAAUGUAACGUCGCCCUGCAUCUGUUUCUGAACAACCGGUUUGCAGACGCUCUGAGUUCACUGGAGCCGCGAAAGAGCCACAGCAUGUAUCAUGCUAUGGGCUACAGCAGCAUCCUACUGAUGCAGGCUGCUAUGACCUUUGACCCCAAGGACAUGGAUGUUGCCAUGGCGUCACUGAAGGAAGCUCUGCACACCUGCCAGAGAUUUCGGAGGAAAACUGGAAUAAUGGAGAGUUUAGCCAGCUUAUGGCAUGGGCAGCCUGCUGAGAAUUUGACAGAAGAGGAGAUGCACGCUGAGCUGUGCUACGCCGAGGUCCUGAUGCAGAAAGCAGCGCUGACGUUCCUGGAUGAAAGCGUCAUCAGCUUCAUCAGAGGAGGGAUGGGAAUGAGGAACAGUUAUCUCAUCUACAAGAACUGCCAGGCUAUGGAAAAUGUAAUAGAAGAUGGAGAAAAGGAAAGGAGCACACAUAUUCAUUUUCGAGGUGGAGUCAAUAUGGGCAUCGGAUCAUUUAAUCUGAUCCUGUCCAUGCUUCCAUCCAGAGUCCUCAGGCUCAUGGAGUUUCUGGGAUUCUCUGGAGACAGGGAGUUUGGUUUGUCUCAGCUGAGAGAGGGGGCAGCCAGUAACAGCCUGCGCUCCAUCCUCAGCACCUUGACUCUGCUCAUGUUCCACCUCUACAUGAGCGUCAUUCUGGGUACCGGUGAAGGAAACCUCGCUGAGGCUGAAGCUCUGCUCAAACCGUACACCGACAAGUUCCCCAGCGGAGCUCUGAUGCUCUUCUACACGGCCAGGAUCGCUGUGCUGAAAGGGAACUUCACAUUUGCUCAGGACCAAUUUCUGGCCUGCAUAGCGACACAGGAGGAAUGGCGUCAGAUCCACCACCUCUGCUACUGGGAGCUGAUGUGGGCGUACUCCUUCGAGCAGAACUGGACCGAGGCGUAUCGAUACGCCGACCGCCUCUGCAAGGAGAACAAGUGGUCACAGGCCACGUAUGUAUUUCAGAAAGCCGCCAUCUUGAGCAUGCUGCCAGAGGAGGAAGUCGCCAAGAUGGGAGAAAAUGUCGUGGCGCUAUUCAGGCAGGUGGACAGCCUCAGAUUAAGGAUUGCGGGGAAAUCGAUUCCAACCGAGAAGUUUGCUGCCAAGAAGGCCCAGAGAUACGCGUCGCCGAAGCCGCUGAAGCUCGUGGUUCCUGCUUUGGAAAUGAUGUACGUAUGGAACGGCUUCACGGUGGUCGGGAAGCGACCGGAGCUGACCGAAGGCAUCUUGUUGACUCUGGAGGCGGCAGAAGAGCAGCUGAGGAACGAUCCAGAUCCAUCAGAGUUUCACACAGACGACGCGUGUGUGGUCCAGAUGCUGAAGGGUUUGUGUUUGACGCAGCUGGGGCGGCUGGUUCAGGCGGAGAUCUGCUUCAACUUUGUGAUUUCCAGUGAAAAGGACAUCAAGCAUGACACCUACCUGGUGCCGUUUACCAUGUAUGAGCUGGGUUUGCUGCACAAGCUGAAAGGGGACUUUAAUACGGCCAUCACAGUCAUUGAAAAUGCAAAGAUGAACUACAGAGACUACAGCAUGGAGUCCAGGCUGCACUUCCGCAUCCAUGCAGCUCUCAACACCAUGGGCUCCUUCCAGGCCAAACUUCCUCCUUCUCGCACGCCGGCUUGAAAGACCAACAACGGGAGGAGAGCGGACCUAGAAUGUUUUCGCUUUCUUUUUUGUUGCAGCAGGUCUUAGAGUUUCACUUAUGUGUAAUUUAUACAUUUUUAACUGUAAAAAUGUUAUUUAACAUAGUGGACCCUUGUAUAUUUGUGGUCAGUAUUGACGAAUUCCCCUAUUCACACAUUUUUCUGGGAAAAAUUCAAUCAAUCAAUCAAAUUUUAUUUGUAUUGCACAUUUCAGCAGCAA
This is a messenger RNA of Gambusia affinis (western mosquitofish), 2236 nucleotides long. RefSeq names its product tetratricopeptide repeat protein 39B-like. The record is from RefSeq and is a predicted model, not a curated record. The transcript has 18 exons. Gene Ontology annotation, molecular function: protein binding. The coding region runs from base 251 to 1996 and encodes 581 amino acids. NCBI's taxonomy places the organism in Eukaryota, Metazoa, Chordata, Actinopteri, Cyprinodontiformes, Poeciliidae.